This is a messenger RNA of Drosophila kikkawai, 1740 nucleotides long. RefSeq names its product Glycerol-3-phosphate dehydrogenase 1 (gene Gpdh1). Lineage: Eukaryota; Metazoa; Arthropoda; Insecta; Diptera; Drosophilidae. Gene Ontology annotation, molecular function: NAD binding; glycerol-3-phosphate dehydrogenase [NAD(P)+] activity; protein homodimerization activity. Gene Ontology annotation, biological process: carbohydrate metabolic process; glycerol-3-phosphate catabolic process. Gene Ontology annotation, cellular component: cytosol; glycerol-3-phosphate dehydrogenase (FAD) complex. The record is from RefSeq and is a predicted model, not a curated record.
GUUUUGAUCUGAUUCGCACCUCCGCGAUUUUCGCAUUUCGUGUCUCGACGUGUCAGUUGCAAUCAGUUGUCGUUAUCAAACGGGCAGCGCCAAGUUCGUAAUCUCCGCCAGAAUCGCCAAGUCAGACCGCGAGAAGCACCCACCGUAGCAGCAGAAGCAGCACAGCAGCAACAACAAAGACAGAACAGACACAGAAACUGCACUCAGAAUGGCGGAAAAAGUGAACGUGUGCAUUGUGGGCUCCGGCAACUGGGGUUCGGCCAUAGCGAAAAUCGUGGGAGCCAAUGCCUCCGCGCUGCCGGAGUUCGAGGAGCGGGUGACCAUGUUCGUCUACGAGGAGCUCAUCGACGGCAAGAAGCUGACGGAGAUCAUCAACGAGACGCACGAGAAUGUCAAGUACCUGAAGGGCCACAAGCUGCCCCCCAAUGUGGUGGCCGUGCCCGACUUGGUUGAGGCCGCCAAGAAUGCCGACAUCCUGAUCUUCGUGGUGCCCCACCAGUUCAUCCCCAACUUCUGCAAACAGCUGCUGGGCAAGAUCAAGCCCAAUGCCAUUGCCAUUUCCCUGAUCAAGGGCUUCGACAAGGCCGAGGGCGGUGGCAUCGAUCUGAUUUCCCACAUCAUCACGCGUCACCUGAAGAUCCCCUGCGCCGUGUUGAUGGGCGCCAAUCUGGCCAAUGAGGUUGCCGAGGGCAACUUCUGCGAGACCACCAUUGGCUGCACGGACAAGAAGUACGGCAAGGUGCUGCGUGAUCUCUUCCAGGCUAAUCACUUCCGCGUCGUGGUAGUGGACGAUGCCGACGCCGUGGAGGUGUGCGGCGCUCUCAAGAAUAUCGUGGCCUGCGGUGCGGGCUUCGUUGAUGGUCUCAAGCUCGGCGACAACACCAAGGCGGCCGUCAUUCGGUUGGGUCUCAUGGAAAUGAUCCGCUUUGUGGACGUCUUCUACCCCGGCAGCAAGCUCUCCACCUUCUUCGAGAGCUGCGGUGUGGCGGAUCUGAUCACGACGUGUUACGGUGGCCGCAACCGUCGCGUCUCUGAGGCUUUUGUGACUUCCGGCAAGACCAUUGAGGAGCUGGAGAAGGAGAUGCUCAACGGGCAGAAGCUGCAGGGACCACCCACUGCCGAGGAGGUGAACUACAUGCUGAAGAACAAGGGACUGGAGGAUAAAUUCCCCCUGUUCACGGCUAUCCACAAAAUAUGCACAAAUCAGCUUAAGCCUAAAGAUUUAAUCGAUUGCAUACGCAAUCACCCCGAGCAUAUGCAAAAUUUGUAAAUCUCUAAAGAACGUUUUUAACACUUUUUAUGCACCACAGAGAGAGAAAGAGAGAGUAAUUGUAUUUUUUCAGCACAAGUCAAAAUCUAUGAUACUUGGGACUCCCAUGGUCCACUAACUACCCAGCCGACCAUAAGGAUUGUGUAUAGGUUGUUUGUUUAGUUAGCUAUAUAUUUCUUUCAAUCCGAUCCCACGCAUAUCCAAAGAACCACAGAUGGAAACUAACAGUCAACACCAAAGUCUGCUUUAAUUUUUAAAUUUAGUUGUUUUUUAAAACGUAACUAGCCAAGAAACAAGCGCGUGUACCUAAGCAAGGAUAUUGUAAUUUUGUGGCCACGAGUAUUAAUUACAACAGCAAUCGGAGGCAGCGAGCGGAGAGAACCUUAGUCUAAUUUUAAUCGGAUUGCGUAGAUCUUAGAUUUAACUGUAAAAAAAACAAGCGUUGUCGAAAUAAAAGCUGAUUAGUUAAA